Folsomia candida is the source of this 1892-nucleotide messenger RNA. Its product is annotated as gastrula zinc finger protein XlCGF8.2DB. The record is from RefSeq and is a predicted model, not a curated record. Bases 716 to 1696 code for a protein of 326 amino acids. The transcript is spliced from 2 exons. NCBI's taxonomy places the organism in Eukaryota, Metazoa, Arthropoda, Collembola, Entomobryomorpha, Isotomidae.
AACCCGAAGGCAAAACCAGUGGCCGCGGAGGAAGCUUGUGCGGGCAGAGAGACAAUGUUCCCACGGUUAUUCGAUGUCCCCAUCGUCUCCUCAUCUUGAUUAAACCCUUCCCUCCCUUAUCAAACUAUGUUAACGUCCUCCGAUACCCCCACAGCUUCUGCGGCCACUGUUCUGAUAUGAACAUGAAGGCAAAAGGAUAGAGGAAUUCUGAUUCAUAUCCAAAUUUCAGAGAUUGCAGACGCAUAUUUCUUUCAGAGGUGGACGAAAAUCGUCUCAAUUUGCAUUGAAUAAUUAAUGACUGAUCAAUCAGCUCACCACCACCGUUUUGCUUUCGUGUCACGAUUUUCUUACUUAAUUCUCCACAUACACAAAUAUGCAAUUCUGAAUUUUGUUGCCUUUUCGGAUUCGCAGAAAAGCAAAGUUAUCUCUCCGUCCGAGGGAGACAGAGACAAACAAACUCCUCCAGAAAUUUGUCCACUUCCACUCCAACCAGUUCACAUCGAUAAAAAGAGAGCAGAACGCCUUACCGUGAAGAAAGCUGGAUGUAAUUUUAAAAUUGCGGAGGAGCCAGAAACGCAUGAUUUAACGAGGAAAAUAGUUUUUCCUCCGGAAACGACUGCAUCCUGAACACAAGAAAGGGUCGUCAUUGCUAAAUGGAUCGAUUUGUGCUAGUGGGGGAACUUCCGAGCAGAACGGAACGUUGCCGUCGGACGUGAUGGAGGUCAACCACCCGCACCGGAAGUUGCUCGGGGGACGACAGAAAGCGCUCGACCCCACAAUGGAGAUAGUCCACAAAGCGGAAAGUUUUCAAAAGAACGGCCGACUUCCUCCUCACUCCGUUCGACCAGCACGUGGCGAUAACCACGUGCAGCCACCUUUACACAACAGCAGGUCAUCAAAACCCAAGAAAUUACCGCAAAUUGUCCAUAAGAAGAUCUUCCCAUGCAAAACAUGCCUGCGUCCAUUCACCAACAGAACCAGUGCUCACUUCCACGCCCGCACCCACCUCAACCCCCACCAGCUGGAGCGGUCCUCAAUUUUCCACGACAAAUGCCCCCACUGCCAAAAAGUGUUCUUCGAUCAUCAUCAAUUGACCCGGCAUCUCUUCAUCCACCUGAGCGGGGAGGAGCGCGCGGAGGUGCGGCAGAGCUGGCGACACGUCUGCUACUUCUGCACCAAACGGUUCAGAAAUCCAUCCCAUCUCAGUCGUCAUCUUGUCGUCCACACGAAGGAAAAAGUGAGCUGGAGGUGUGCCGCCUGUCGAAAAACGUUCUCCUCCAAUCAGACCCUGAGGAAUCAUCGAUUCACCCACCUCUCCGAAGACGAGAAGGUCGCCCUCGUGAAGCAGGGGAGGAGUCGAGUCUGCCUAUUCUGUCAAAAGAUAUUCCCCGAUAACCGCACUUAUCAUGCCCACCUGGUCUCCCACACGGAGGAGAAACCUUUCCGCUGCGUCGAAUGUGACCAAACUUUCGGUCAAAAGCAUCAUCUCGCCAGACACGAGAAGAACGUUCACCGGAAGCUGAAGGACUUCGCGUGUCCCGAGUGCGCCAAGAAGUUCGGGAGGAGGAGCCACAUGGUGCGACAUCUAAGCAGUGUUCAUGCCCAAAUCCGGCACCCCUGCCCCCUCUGCGGGGAGACGUUUUCGAGAAAAGACCAUCUUGGGGGACAUUUGAAGAAGGUUCAUCCUCAAGAAUAGAGUCAGCUGCCAACUGACCCCUCGCCAAAUUUCGACAUGCUUUAUAUAUUUUCACGUUUUCCUGAUUUCACUAAUAUUUAUUCUGAUAAAAAUGGCAUAGUUGACUUAUUAAGCUGUAAAAAUGACGCACUUUUUGUUACCGUUUUGACCAUGACGAUUUUUAUGUAGUAAAGUCAUCCUGUCUUGUAUAAAAAAA